UCGAUCCUUGAGUCCGCCGCCGAUGGCAACAGCCUUGUCAUUGCCCUCAACGAUGUCCAUCCUCAUUGACUUCCUUGUACUUAGCAACGAUAUAGCAUGAGCUUUUGCUUCCAGGAUCCUAGUCACACUUCCAACGCUCUACCUCCUUUACGAUCUGCUGGUCACCAGCCAGAAUGCAACCUGGUGACAUUGAGCCAUACUACCACCAGUAUCGUGAAGAGCGCAGAACUCACAAAGGACGCCACCUCAAGCUCAGCGUAGUGGGCCGCAAACGAGGGACGCACAACUUGCGAGAGUAUGUGCGACGGGCUGAGUUGCCGGUGAUGGAUAUGGGUCCGAAUAUAGCGAAGAUGCCGCCGCCAGACCGCAGAAGCCAUGCGAUCCACUUGUCUGUUGGGUUCACCCUCUGGCGCAUACUGCAAUAUAUGGAGCCUUUGUUUCCUGAAGAACUGAGCGACGAUGUCUUAUCAUUCAUAGCUACAUAUAUGCCCGCGGAACCUGUCAUAAUUCCUGAACCAGACUACAUCACAGGCGAAUGGCUCUCGGUACCAUGCAAGCCUUAUCAGACCGGAACAGUACUCCUUGGCCAAGGCGUCGAUAAUGACGCAGUUCGCCACUGGGCUGUACAAUAUCCUCUUGCGACCGCUCAAAGACUCCUUCAUUUUGCCUUUCCUGAGACCAGGUGCUGGGCAUUUCAACCUGACACCGCUCGCGACCCGGACGAGGAGAUUGUAUCAUUUUACACUUGGGAGGCGAGGAAUCGGCAGAAGCAGGUGUUGAAUACGACUCUCGCUGUGAUGAUUAUGCCUCCAUGGAUAGCGCCUCCCGCCGACCUCGCGGCGAUGACCAAAUGUCGAAAGCUCCACCGCCGUCGGUUCCCGGAAGAUUCUGACCCCCGGUGGAAAGCUUGUGAACGUCUGUGGGCGAAGAUUUGGGACCUCUGUACUCGCAGGGGAUGCCGCUGGUUCGUGAUUACUUCCUACAACACAUGGGCCUUUGGGGCAUUCUCUCCCGGCCGUACGAGGGGUUUCAUAUCGGACCCGAGGUCGUUCCGCCAGCGCGAGCCCAAUGUGCUGGGAACGCUGACUUACUGGCUUGCUUCGUCCAUGGAUCUACCCGGCGCCUUUACACUCCCCAAUGUAGUUGAGUUGGUGUCGGAAGUCUCGCAAGACCUCGAGAUACCACCAUUCCCAUAUGACCGUUUCCCCGAACCGCCUCGAUCAGAGUCGGAUUGGUCCGUCAAUGACGACGUUGACCGGGAAGUAGAAGAGGCAGAAGUCUCCACCCUCCUUGGCAUGGCUAUUUCGGCGACUAGUAUCGAGGAACCCGUCCCCCCGUCGUUGCCGGACGCAACACCAGCUCAAACGCUCAUGCAAAAGGUUUCGGCAUGGCAAGAGCAUCUCCCUCGAACCUACGACGCAAUGUCUGAAGCAGCAUUCUCGGCGCAUACGGUAUCUUCCGCUGCUACAUCUAUGCGUUCCGAUGACUUCGAACAUCUCUACCCAUCGAGAACGAACGAUUGGGUUACGGUUCCGCUGGGACAGAGUGUCACAAAAAUGGCAGCCCGCUAG
Molecule: messenger RNA, 1571 nt
Organism: Phanerochaete carnosa HHB-10118-sp
Lineage: Eukaryota; Fungi; Basidiomycota; Agaricomycetes; Polyporales; Phanerochaetaceae
Exons: 8
Coding region: 174-1571 (465 amino acids)
Source: RefSeq, a predicted model, not a curated record